Messenger RNA from Charadrius vociferus (killdeer), 1503 nucleotides. RefSeq names its product interferon (alpha, beta and omega) receptor 2 (gene IFNAR2). The transcript has 8 exons. The record is from RefSeq and is a predicted model, not a curated record. Lineage: Eukaryota; Metazoa; Chordata; Aves; Charadriiformes; Charadriidae. The coding region runs from base 1 to 1503 and encodes 500 amino acids. Gene Ontology annotation, molecular function: protein binding; interleukin-22 receptor activity.
AUGGAUGGACCAAUGCAUUUUUAUCAACUUGUGUACAUCAGCAUUUUGUCUACAGCUUGUUGCAGCUGGCCUGAAAGAUAUCUGGGAGAGCCACCUCGCAACCUACAAAUGGAAUCUCGCAAUUUUCAGCACAUUUUGUCCUGGCAGGCAAAAAGUGAUCCAGCUGUGCCAACAUACUAUCGUGUGCUGUACAGUGACCGCAGGAACUGGAAGACUGCUAAACAAUGUUCAGCUAUUACACAACUCUCCUGUAAUCUGACAGAUGAUUUUAAAGAGCAUGGCACUCAGUAUUCAGCAUUGGUUCAGAGCUUCGUAGGAACUGAAGUAUUCAAUUCUUCUGUAUUAGGUUUUGAGCCACUUACUGACACAUUCCUGGGACCACCAGAAGUUAAUAUCAGUUCCUGUGUAAACUGCAUAAAUGUCACCAUAAAGCUGCCAACCUCUCACUUAAUAAAAAAUGAAAAGCCAUCGUCUUUAAUUGAUAUAUAUAAAGAGCUUCAAUAUGCUAUAAUACUGAAAACAGUCGAUGGAGAGCAUAAGAGGCUGUAUAAGAAAAUCACUGAAGAAAUUUUUAGUACUGUCAUUGAAGAAUUGUAUCCAAAUAGAAAUUACUGUGUGUCUGUUGUGGUCACUGCAUCUCUAAACAAAAAUUCCAUCCCGUCAGCCUGGAAAUGUAUAACUGCAGACUCUGUAGCUCAACAAGAUUAUUAUACAGUUGCAAUCACAGGUGCUGUAUGUUUUACACUGAUCUUAGCUGUAACACUGAAGUGUAUGCAUGCAGGAGGUUAUAUUCUUCAAAGAAAAUCACUUCCACCUACUUUGGUAUGCAUCAGGAAGUUAGCCUAUUCACCGUGGACAUUCAAAUCUGAAGAAAUAGCCUCUGUAGAGAUCAUUUACAAAGAGUUUAAAAAAAAGGCAAAUGAAUCCAGUGGUGGUGUCAGUGAUGAAGAUGACAGUGACAGCGAUGCCGUAAGUAAUCAUGGCUACACAAGGCGUGAUAUCGUAAGUAGAGUACCUCAUUCCUCUGACACGCCAAAUGGAUUCGUGCAGUACUCCACAAGUAGUACAUGUGAUGACAGAAGCAGCCAGGCAAGUGAACCCUCAGACAUCGACCCAGAAGAUUUUGAAGAGCAUGAGAUGGACAUUGAAGAAGACAAAGACACAAGUAGUGAAUUGCUUAAUCCUGUCUCUGAGGUAAAUUGUAACUAUUCUUCUAGGCGAAGGAACAGUGCUUGCUUUACCAUUAACUUACAAACAGUGCUGUUGGGAGCCUCUGAAGAGAACGUGGAUAGUUCUGCAGCUCUUCUUUCUUCCCAAGAGGAUGCAGUUGACUGGCAGUGUGCUCAUGCUUUUGAAGCAAAACUCCUGGAUGACACAGAAAGCAUGCAGAAACCACACUGUCAUAACAGCUCUCAGGAAUGGCAAAAUUCCUCUCAUUCUUCUGAUGAAAGUGACUCAUCGGAUUCAGAUAUGGACCAAAAAACUGAAUACAUAAGAAGAUGA